AUGGGGUCCGCCGAAGCAGAGAAGAAGGAGCUCGCCAUCCAGAUAACAUCUCUAGGAACCGCCAGCGGCGAUGCCACGCCGACAUGCCCCUCCAGCGGCGACGUGACGCUGGACGACGCCGACAAAACACUCGAAGCCAUGGGAUACAAGCCAGUCUUCAAGCGCGAGUUCUCGACAUGGUCCAGCUUCAGUUUCGCCAUGAGCAUCUGCGGCAUCUACAGCUCGCUCAUGUCCACAUGGAUCUACGGCCUGCAAGCCGGUGGUGCCGGCGCCAUCAUGUGGAGUUGGAUCAUUGGCGGUGCCGGUGGCUUGGCCCUGGCCGUCAGUCUCGCCGAGCUGUCGUCAGCUUACCCCAGCGCUGGGGCCAUGUACUUCGCGUUGAAGCAUGUGGCGCCUGAGGGGCGAGGACCUAUCCUGUGCUGGAUGUCAGGCUACAUUACCCUUGCUGGUGUCAUCGCAGGAACCGCCAGCACCGAGUAUGCGUCAAGCCAGAUGCUGCUCGCCGCUGUGUCUAUCGCGACUGAUUUCUCAUACGUCCCCACCACGGUUCAUGUUUUUGGAGUCAUGGUCCUCCUCUCCGUACUCCACGCGUCGAUCAACAGCCUCCCCACGCGCUGGUUGACGCGGUUGACGAGCGGUUAUGUGGUGUUUCACAUGAGCAUCUUAGUCGGCGCCGCCGUCUGCCUGUUGGUAAAGACCAAGGAGAAGCACAGCAUCGCGUACGCGUUUACCGACUUCCAACCCACUUCCGGCUGGACGCCUCCGGCCUUCGCCAUGCUCUUUGGCUGUCUCUCCCCAGCGUGGACCUUGACCAACGCCGACAGCACCGCCCGCAUCGCCGAAGAAGCCAAGGACCCGGCCCGCGUCGUGCCCCGCGCCAUCGCGCACGCGACCACCUUCACCUACCUGAUCGGCUUCGCCUUCAACCUGGUCCUGGUCAUCUGCAUGGGCGACCCCGUCGCGCUCGUCAACUCAGCCAGCGGCCAACCCGUCGCGCAGCUCUUCUACAACGCGCUGGGCCGCGCGCCCGCCGUCUUCUUCACGCUGGCGGGGUUCGCCGUCAUGAACCUGGUCGCGAUCCCCGGUCUGCAGGGCGGCAGCCGCACCAUCUACGCCUUCGCCCGCGACGACCUCAUCCCGCUGUCGCGCCUGUGGCGCCGUAUCUCGCCCCGCUCGCAGACGCCGGUUGCCGCGGUCUGGCUGUAUGCCGGGCUUGGGGUGGCGGUGAAUUUGCUGGGCUUGGUCAGCCAUACGGCGAUUAGUGCCGUGUUCAAUGUGUGCACGGUGGCGUUGAACCUGUCGUACAUGCUGCCCAUCAUCUGCAAGAUGGUGUAUGGGCGGUUUGAGAGGGGGCCCUGGCAUCUGGGCAGGUGGAGUUUUCCGGUGAACCUUUUCGCCGUGGUGUGGAAUGUGUUUAUGAUCGUCAUCUUCUUCUUGCCGACUAACCUCCCGGUGACGAGCGAGAAUAUGAACUACGCCAUCGUCGUCUUUGUGUCUGUCCUGCUCUUCUCGGGCGGCUUCUGGUACACCCAUGGCCGGCACUUCUACACUGGACCAGCAACGCAGUCGAGCAAGAGCUCGCAGACAAUCGUCGUCACGGUAUGA
Messenger RNA from Chaetomium fimeti, 1605 nucleotides. Its product is annotated as amino acid/polyamine transporter I. Gene Ontology annotation, biological process: transmembrane transport; amino acid transport. Bases 1 to 1605 code for a protein of 534 amino acids. The transcript is spliced from 5 exons. Gene Ontology annotation, cellular component: membrane. Gene Ontology annotation, molecular function: transmembrane transporter activity. The record is from RefSeq and is a predicted model, not a curated record. Lineage: Eukaryota; Fungi; Ascomycota; Sordariomycetes; Sordariales; Chaetomiaceae.